CUUCGUGUUUUUCCCGCAUGGAGGACGUUUAGCUGAAUUUAUAUCCACAUGAAACUUUAAGGAACGGAGAAAGACAUCUAUGGAGGACAGGAUAGUCGAAUUCACUAAAGAUGGGGUGAGUUGGAGGUGACUGGAGCGGACGGGAGAUGAUCUACUUCAUCGUGAGCUUGGAUAAUGAAAAGGACACAGUGUGUUCUUCGCAGCCAGACUUCACGUGCUCUGCUAAGUGCUUGAGAUUGUUCAUGACCGCUGUACAAGAGGGUUUGACGCAACGUAUCAAGAGGGCUCCGAUAACUUUCAGAACAACAUCUGAAGCAGGGACAAACCGUGUGGGGGAGAGUUCAUGGUGUUCCUCGCAGCAUGGGCACUGAAGACUUGACUCGGCAUUGAGGAUUAGGCUACUAAUGAACUUGGCGCAUACAAGAUUGCUGCACGGUGUCUUGACAGGCCGAUCUACAGUCGUGCAAGGAGAGAGAAAAAGC
Messenger RNA from Geodia barretti, 482 nucleotides. Lineage: Eukaryota; Metazoa; Porifera; Demospongiae; Tetractinellida; Geodiidae. The record is from the annotation of a GenBank genome assembly.